Equus caballus (horse) is the source of this 4497-nucleotide messenger RNA. NCBI's taxonomy places the organism in Eukaryota, Metazoa, Chordata, Mammalia, Perissodactyla, Equidae. The record is from RefSeq and is a predicted model, not a curated record.
CCACUGGGACAGAGACCACAACCCCCAUCACGACCAGCACCCCAGGGACUCCAACUCUGACUCCCACCAUCACCACCACCACCACAGGGACCACAACUAGCACCACCACCACCACCUCAGGGCCAACAACCCUGACUGCCAGUACCAGCAUUACUGAGACCCCAAGCCCGACCCCCACCAUCACCACCAUCACCACCCCAGGGACAACAACCCUGUCCCCCAGCACCAGCAUCACUGAGACCUCAACCCCGACCCCCACCAUCACCCCAGGGACAACAACCCUGGCCCCCAGCACCACCACCACACAGACCACAACUCCCACCAUGACCACUACCCCAAGGACAACAACCCCCACUGCCAGCACCACAACCACAGAGAACACAGCCUCCACCACGACCGCCAGCCCAGGGCCAACAACCAUGACUCCUAGCACCACCACCACUGAGACCCCAACUCUGACCCCCACCAUCAUCACCACCAUCCCCACAGAGACCAAAACGCCCAUCACGAGCACCACCUCAAGGACCUCAACUCCUACCUCCGCCAUCAUCACCACCAUCAGCACAGAGACCCCAACACCAACCCCCACCACGAUGACCACCGUGCCCACGAGCUCUAUCAGCACUGUGUGUGAGGAUGACUGCCAAUGGACUGGCUGGCUGGAUUCUGGUAAACCAAAUGUUACCGAACAAGGUGCAGACAUUGAACCCAUCGGAGAUGUCUGUGGAAGAGGCUGGGCGGCCAACAUCUCCUGCAGAUCCACUAACCAUACUGACGUUCCCAACGAACAGCUUGGACAAACGGUGGUCUGCGACACUUCUGUUGGACUGGUGUGCAAAAACCAAGACCAGAAGCCAGGGGGACCCUUCCCCAUGCCUUACUGCCUCAACUAUGAGAUCAACGUCUACUGCUGUGGGUUGUGUUUCUCCACAUCGUCUCCUACCACCACUGAGACCUCCACUGUGACCCCUACCAUCACCACCACAGAGACCACAACACCCACCACGGGCACCACCCCAAGGACCUCCACCCUGACGCCCACCACCACGACCACAGAGACUACAGCCCCUACUAUAACCACUAUGUCAGGAACCCCAACCCCCACCAUCACCACCACCACCACCACGGAGACCCCAACCUCAAUCCCUACCAUCACCACCACCACCACAGAGACCCCGACCCCAAUCCUCACCACCUCAGAGACCACCACUCCCACUCCCACCAUCACAGAGACCACAACCACCACCACUACUACCACCACUGAGACGCCAGCUUCAACGCCCAGCAUCCUCUCCAGAAGCACGGAGACCCCAACCCCUACAGGCACAGUAACCACGGGUGAGACCACCACACCAAAACCGCCUGAGUCCUCCUCCCCUCCAACAUCUCCGUCCACCUCCCCCUUUUCCACGGAAUCAACCACGCCUCUGACUGCCACCCCAACAAUCGGGGAGACAUCCAGCACACCAUGGCCCCCAACACCAACGGUCACUACAACAGGAAGCCCUGCCACCACCACUCCAGGCACGCAGACGUCAGGUCCCACCUCCUCAAAGACCACCCCCACCAGCGGGACCACCGCCGGGCCCUCCUCGCCCACCCUAGGAUCCCCUUCCACACCCACUCCUGUGACUGUCUCAACGACCACCACGGGAACGCGCACCCCGACCUCGACCACGCCACAGACCACCAGCACCUCGACCACCAGCGUGUCCACCCCUACCCCGACCCCACCCAGUACCCCGAGCACCAUCAUCUCCACCAGCUUGGUCGUCAAUACCAUCAGCCCCUGCUGUGUUCUGAACAACACGUACUAUGCCCCAGGCGAGGUGGUGUACAACGGCACGCACGGGGACACCUGCUACUACGUGAACUGCUCGCUGGACUGCUCCUUGCAAUUCUUCAACUGGUCCUGCCCGUCCACCCCCUCCCCAACGCCCAGCACACCCACGCCAACGCCCACGCCGUCCACAACAUCAAGCACGCUGACCACCACCACGCUCCCUGUGUAUGAGUGCCCCGACUUUGAUCCUCCUAGAAAGGAGAACGAGACGUGGUGGCUCUGCGACUGCAUCAUGGCCACUUGCAAGCACGACAACACGGUGGAGAUCGUGCACGUGGAGUGUGAGCCCCCACCCAUGCCCACCUGCUCCAACAACCUCACGCCCGUGCGCGUCCCGGACCCCGACGGCUGCUGCUGGCACUGGGAGUGCGACUGCUACUGCACAGGCUGGGGGGACCCACACUACACCACCUUCGACGGGCUCUACUACAGCUACCAGGGCAACUGCACGUACGUGCUGGUGGAGGAGGUCAACCCCACCGUGGACAACUUCGGGGUCUACAUCGACAACUACCACUGCGAUGUCACCGACCGAGUGUCCUGCCCCCGCACGCUCAUCGUGCGCCAUGAGAGCCAGGAGGUCCAGCUCAGGACGGUGCAGAUGCUGCCCCUGAAGGUGCAGGUGCAGGUCAACGAGCAGUCCGUGGCGCUGCCCUACAAGAAGUUCGGGCUGCAGGUGUAUGAGUCCGGCUUCAAGUACGUGGUGGACAUCCCCGAGCUGGGCGCCCUCAUCUCCUACGAUGGCCUCUCCUUCUCCAUCAGGCUGCCCUACCGCCUGUUUGGCAACAACACCAAGGGCCAGUGUGGCACUUGCACCAACACCACCUCGGAUGACUGCGUGCUGCCCAGUGGGGAGGUCAUCUCCAACUGCGAGGUCGCAGCUGACCAGUGGGUGGUGGACGACCCCUCCAAGCCGCACUGUCCCCACUCCAGCUUCACCAGCCCACGCCCGGCCACCACGACGCCAGUGGGCAGCAGCACCACCACACCCAAGGACUGUGAUCCUUCCCUCUGCGAGCUCAUCAAGGACAGCUUGUUUGCCAAGUGCCACGCCCUGGUGCCCCCCCAACACUACUACGAUGCCUGCGUGUUCGAUAGCUGCUUGGUGCCCAACUCGGGCAUGGAGUGUGCUAGCCUGCAGACCUAUGCUGCCCUCUGUGCCCAUGAGGGCGUCUGCAUUGACUGGCGGAACCGCACCCAGGGGGCCUGCCCGGUUACGUGCCCGUCUCACAGGGAGUACCGGGCCUGCGGUCCUGCCGAGGAGCCCACUUGUAGGUCCAGCUCCUCGCUGCCGUUGAACGACACAGGCGUAGUGGAAGGCUGCUUCUGCCCCGAGGGCACCACCAGCUACGCCCCCGGCUUUGAUGUCUGCGUGGAGUUCUGCGGCUGUGUGGGACCUGAUGACGUGCCCAGAAAGUUUGGGGAGCGCUUUGAGUUUGACUGUAAGAACUGCAUCUGCCUGGAGGGUGGAAGAGGCAUCAUCUGUCAGCCCAGGAAGUGCAGCCAGAAGCCCCUGCCUGAGUGCAAAGAGGACGGCACCUACCUGGUCACGGAGGUCAACCCCGAGGACACCUGCUGCACCAUCACCUCCUGCAAGUGCAAUGCCAGCCUGUGCAGGGAGAAGCCCCCUGUGUGUUCGCUGGGAUUCGGGCUGAAGAGCGAGAUGGUGCCGGGAAGGUGCUGCCCCCACUACUCGUGUGUGCCCAAGAACGUGUGUGUUGUCGGGAAUGCUGAGUACCAGCCCGGCUCUCCAGUCUACUCCUCCAAGUGCCAGAACUGCAUGUGCACCGGCAGCAGGAACAGCACCACACAGCUCAACGUCAUCUCCUGCACCCACGUGCCCUGCAGCACGUCCUGCAGCCCCGGCUAUGAGCUCGUGGAGGCCCCUGGGGAGUGCUGCAUGAAGUGUGAGCAGACCCACUGCAUCAUCAACCAGCCCAGCGGGCAGUACAUCCUGAAGCCCGGGGACGUAAAGAGGGACCCCACCAACAACUGCACCUUCUUCAGCUGCAUGAAAAUCCACAACCAGUUCAUCUCGUCCAUCUCCAACAUCACCUGCCCGGAAUUUGACGCCAGCGCCUGCCUCCCGGGCUCCAUCACGCUCAUGCCCAACGGCUGCUGCAGGAAGUGCAUCCUUCGCAAUGAGACCAGGAUCCCCUGCUCCACCAUCCCCGUUACCAAGGAAAUUUCACAUGCCGGCUGCAGCAAGUUGGUGACCAUGAACUACUGCUCCGGGUCAUGCGGGACCUUCGCCAUGUACUCUGCCGAGGCCCAGGCCCUGGACCACAGGUGCACCUGCUGCAAGGAGCAGCGCACGAGCCAGCGGAAGGUGGUGCUGGACUGUCCCCACGGCGGCUCACUGGACUACACCUACACUCACAUCGAGAGCUGCCUGUGCCAGGACACCACCUGCGAGUUCCUGCCGCCCCAGGGCAGCACCCCCAGCCGCGUGCGGCGCUCUGGCCUCACGGCCCCGCCUCCGUGGAGGAGGUGAGCAGGGCAGGCGCGGCCACCCAGGCCCCGCCCUCCACUGUCCUCCUCAUCGCCCUGCUGACCCUCUGAGCUUUCCGGCUUCCUAAUUCCUCUCUGCGGAUAUUUAUUUUCCGAGCCUUUGUUCAAUUCUUUACUUUCCUAAUAAACUUGGGCAAAGACGC